Drosophila guanche is the source of this 1267-nucleotide messenger RNA. RefSeq names its product probable ascorbate-specific transmembrane electron transporter 1 (gene nemy). The coding region runs from base 122 to 925 and encodes 267 amino acids. Gene Ontology annotation, molecular function: oxidoreductase activity. The transcript has 5 exons. Lineage: Eukaryota; Metazoa; Arthropoda; Insecta; Diptera; Drosophilidae. The record is from RefSeq and is a predicted model, not a curated record.
GAUCUAUAGAAAAAUAAUAUAUAGCCCCAUCCAUACAGUGACUCACAUCAUUCAGAUCGUUUCUAGUAAAGAAAAACAAGAAGCCAGCAGUUUUGUCAACUAAUUUCAGACACUUGACUAAAUGCGUGAUCGUCACUUGGCCAAAAUGCCGCGUGGAGGAACAACAACAGCGCGCUAUGAGGAGGAUCCGGACAAUGCCUGGAACUGCUGCUCCUGGUGCGAGUACUUGCUGAUCGUGAUACUCUCCACCAUUCUGCUGGUGGGUGUCCUGGUGCUGACCCUCUUCUGGGUGAUGUUCUAUCGCGAUGGCUUCGCCUGGUCGGAGAGCCCCAAGCAGCAGUUCAAUCUGCAUCCCAUCCUGAUGAUUGCCGGUUUCGUCACUCUCUCUGGAUUUUCCAUCUUGAUCUAUCGCCUGUGCCGGUGCGUGAAGCACAUCUAUGUGAAGCUGAUCCACAUGUUCUUUCACGCCAUUGCCAUUCCGUGCAUCGCCCUGGGUUUCCUCUCCGUCUUCGACUCCCACGAGGCAUUGCAAAAGGUGAACUUCUACAGCCUGCACUCGUGGCUGGGUUUCGUGACUAUGGGCAUGUUUGUGCUGCAGUUUGUGAUCGGGUUCUUCAGCUUUCUGGUGAUGCUCUGCUGUGAGAACAAAACCUACAGCUGCCGCUCCGCCAUGGUGCCCAUACACGCCAGUCUGGGUCUGGCCAACUUCUGGCUGGCCAUUGCCACAUCUGUGACGGGUCUCAUUGAGAAGGAGCGCGAGACGGUGGCCGAGACCAACGUGAGCGCCGAGAACAAGCUCAUCGAGCAUUACAUCACCAGUGCCAUCGGCAUUACUCUGAUCUUCAUCGGGAUCAUUGUCACCUUUGCGGUGCGACGAUCCAACGCUCCUGCCUCGGCCAAAGUCUACGUCACCGAACGCAUUUAGGACGUUCCAGCUGGGCCCAGCCAACCACAGCCAGUGCAGGAAGAGCGUCUCAAAGGAGACGCAUCCAAGGACUCAGAGCUUUGAACCAUUGUCGUCCUGUCGUGAAAGGCUUAGCACAAAACAGAUCACGCUUCUGCAUACUCUAUCCUAUCCAUUCAUACCUGUUAUAACGUUUUACAUCCACAUGUUGUAAAUGCCAAAUUGAAUUCCCCUUAUAGACUCUACUGCGUAAAUCAAAGAACCUUUCUCACCCAUCCAAUGGCAGUUUAAACUCCUAAGUAGAUUUGUAGGUUUAGGAAUCUCAAAGCACUACCGCCUCACCGCUGGGGGUAGUAGACAGUA